Molecule: messenger RNA, 1008 nt
Organism: Elephantulus edwardii (Cape elephant shrew)
Lineage: Eukaryota; Metazoa; Chordata; Mammalia; Macroscelidea; Macroscelididae
Product: MAD2L1-binding protein-like
Exons: 2
Coding region: 1-1008 (335 amino acids)
Biological process (GO): regulation of exit from mitosis
Cellular component (GO): nucleus
Source: RefSeq, a predicted model, not a curated record
AUGAUGGCAGCGCCGGAGCCGGAAGUGAUGUCCUCUGCCGCAGUACCCACCGAUUUGGAGUGGUUUGACAAGGCCAAGCAGACGCAAGUUUCCGAGCUAGAACUCGCCCAAGGACCUCCCAACCCAUCGGAAAGCUUUUGCCCCCGAGACUGCAUUGUGCCCGUCGUGUUUUCCGGGCCUGUGAGCCAGGAAGGCUGCUGCCGGUUUACUUGUGAACUUCUAAAGCAUAUCAUGUACCAACGCCAGCAACUCCCUCUGCCCUAUGAGCAACUUAAACACUUCUACCCAGAAUCUCCUCAGGCAGAGGAUGCGGUGAGGAAGAAACCUUGGUCUGCCGCUGAGGCAAACAACAAGAAAUCUCAGCAGACCCUGGCAGAACUGGAGAGCGUCUUCAGCCACCUGGAGAGCCUCUUUGCCCGGACCCUGGUACCACGAGUGCUGAUCCUCCUUGGGGGCAGCACUCUGAACCCCAAGGAGUUCUGUGAGCUCGACUUGUCCCAACUGGUCUCAGACAGCGAGGAACAGAGCCUGAGCACAGCAGCUUGUUUGCGCUAUCUCUUCCGAGCCAUUUUCAUAGCUGAUGUCUUCAGUGAACUUCAGACUCCUCCACUUAUGGGUACCACCAUUAUGGCACAGGGGCAUCGCGACUGUGGAGAAGAUUGGUUUCGACCUAAGCUCAACUACCGACCCCACUGUCUCCCAGCCGACUUUGAUUUCCACUCGGCUUCGUCCCCUCCGCGCUGCCGCCUCUCGCACCCGGCUCUCAGGAUUGCCUCUUUUCAAGGUCCUACCUGUAUCUUCCUGCCACUGGCCACUGGCCCUGUUCCCAAAGUCCCGUUUGGUCUCAUUCUUAGAGAUUCACACUCCUCACUCUUGAGGAGUCUGGGACAGCGUCUCAGCUUCAACCGAUGCUUCCUCCUGGAGGUGGAUGAUGAGGCCUGUACGUUGGAAGAGUGGAAUUUUCUGGCUAUUUAUUCUAAAGUCAUACUUCUUGGUUUCUUGCACUGA